Messenger RNA from Sporisorium graminicola, 603 nucleotides. RefSeq lists its product as uncharacterized. The transcript has a single exon. The coding region runs from base 1 to 603 and encodes 200 amino acids. Lineage: Eukaryota; Fungi; Basidiomycota; Ustilaginomycetes; Ustilaginales; Ustilaginaceae. The record is from RefSeq and is a predicted model, not a curated record.
AUGCUGGAGGUCGCGCCCCCAACAAGCAUACCCAUGUUCCCGCGCAAUUACCGCGAGUUCCUCGUUACCCCGGGCGCCCCCGCCAUCCCCGCCGCUUUACAAACCCUGCAACCGGGUGAGAUCUUCCGCCUCGCCCAGCCCAAGUGGCCCGUCGAUUCUGUUAUGCCAUCCUUUUACGCCCUCGCUACCACCACCAUCUUCGCUGCCUUCUUCCUCCUCGCGUUCAAAGACCUCGGUGCGCUGGUCAACUACGAGUUCCGCACCCGUCUGGGGAUAGCAGGCAAUCCGGUCAUCGGAAUGACUCUCUCGCUGCUCGCAUUCACGAUGCUGCUCAUCACAUACGAAAACGAUAUCAAGAAGCGCUCUGGCUACUACCCGGAGGGGUCCGAUGCGCGGUAUUUGGUUUGGUUGAGUGCGUUUGCGACCGUGUGCGCGGUGUUCUGGGCCAGCAGCGCUUUCCAGACUCCCGUGUCGGCGCCAGACGAGGACAAGGAGGGAGAACAGGUGGAGAACGCGGACAAGGAGGUGUUGAAGGGUUCGAGACGACAGCAGAAGAAGCAGGCGAAGCGCGAAGCCAAGAAACUCACUGCAAAACAAGAGUAG